Molecule: messenger RNA, 2730 nt
Organism: Besnoitia besnoiti
Lineage: Eukaryota; Apicomplexa; Conoidasida; Eucoccidiorida; Sarcocystidae
Product: DALR anticodon binding domain-containing protein
Exons: 11
Coding region: 1-2730 (909 amino acids)
Biological process (GO): arginyl-tRNA aminoacylation
Cellular component (GO): cytoplasm
Molecular function (GO): arginine-tRNA ligase activity; ATP binding
Source: RefSeq, a predicted model, not a curated record
AUGCCUGCAACUCGAACUCUGGUGUACCGUAGCUUCGUCCAGGCGACAUGGCUAAGUGGACUCUCACCGCCGCCGGGCAUGCGCGCUGUCGCCAACGGCUCUGGGUCGUCUCUGCACUCUUCCUCUUUUCCCAGCCCCUCCGGCGGACGAAACCUGCAUCGCGAGAGCGUGCGCGACGGAGGCGACGGGCACCGACAAGCUGCGGCACACUCCGCGAACGAGCUUACUCUUCCUUCGCCUCUGCAACUCAGACAGUGGCUCGCCGAUCGCUUACGGAAGGCAAUCUCCAUCGCAAUGGGUGGCAGGGAAAUGCGUGAUGAUAUCUCCAUAGUGGUGACCGAAGCUGUCGCGCAUGCGCGCUCAAUCUUUGACUUUCAGUCGAGUGCGGCGAUCUCGCUCGCGGGCAAGGGCGGAGGCUCUCAGAGCGCUGAGGACAUCGCGCAGGGCCUCUUGAACAACUUAGAGGUUGAGCGGCCCCUCACCGAGCGCGUCGUCGCACUGACCGCCGUGAGCGAGCGCGGGUUCAUCAACUUCCGCUUAUCGAACAGCUAUCUGGCUGCGCAGCUCAAGUACAUGUUUCUCACCCCGCCCCAGAACAGCUGCCUCGGAUUCGAAAAAGUGAAGCAGCCUCAGCGCAUUGUCAUCGACUACGCCAGCCCCAAUAUCUGUAAAGAUCUCCACGUCGGUCACCUUCGCUCGGCGGUCGUGGGCGACGCCCUAGCCAACAUGUUGGAGUUCGCGGGGAAUGUUGUGCAUCGCCAGAACCACCUCGGCGACUUCGGCUGGCCAGCGGCCCUUGUGCUGGGUGCGCUCGAGGACACCGAUCUGAAGACGCGCGCGGAGACUCAGGCGCUGGCUCGCGCGCUGGCGGCGGCAGCCGAUGAGGAUGCGCGCGGGGAGGCGGAGGCAUCUGAGAAGGAAAGCGAGCAGCCACCGCGCGCGAGAGAAGAACAAGGGGGGCCACAGCGCGGGGAGAGAGAAGGAACUGCCGAGAGGGGAGCGGGAGAGGCGCGUGAGGGACACCUCCAGCAGGAGGAAAACCGAAGCCGCGAAGGCGAUGAAGGGGACGGCGAAAACCCGCCGAUGUCGGCUGUCAACUGGACUGAGAUUUACCAGGCGGCGAAGGAGAAGGCCCAGAGUGACCCCGCUUUCAAGCAGCUGUGUGAGGAGCUGCUGCGUCGCCUUCAGACUGGCGACGAGACUUCAGAGAUUCGUCAGCAAUGGCGUUUGCUCCGGAAGUUGUCUCUCGAGAGAUUCGAGUCGACCUACCGGCUACUCGGGCUGCGGCAUCAGGAGGUGCGCGGCGAGUCUUUCUAUGCCUUUCUCGUCCCCGAAGUCUUCCGCCUGCUCUCCUCUUAUUCGCGUCUCCGCGCUCUGGCCUCCGGGGCCCUCGGGGGUGUCGUCGACGCCGAGGCCGUAGCGCAGCUCCCUCGAGACGCCACGGAAGCGGCCACCUCGCGCAAAGCCUGCGAAUCGCCACGAGAUGGAGGCUGUAAACAGCGAGCGAGGACGCCGCGUGAGAUCGCUGCACACGCCAACGAGCGGCGAGAGCGAACCCCCGAAGGCAGAGUGGGCACAGAGACAGAGAGCGGAGCGAACGACCCGGAGCGCAGCAACGAGACGAAAGGGACGGGAGGUUCAGGCGACGAGAACGAGGUAGACUUGCAUGAUGGAGAGGCCGAAAGGCCUGGACAAGGCGCGGACGCGCCAGCGACUGAAGGCGUCGUGGUGCUGAAGAAGCCAACGGGGGCUUUAACGUCAAACACUCUGAAGGCAGCCCGGAUCCUGUACGUGGUCGACCGCGCUCAGGCGGCGCACUUCCGUCGCGUGUUUUCGCUCGCUCGCUCUGCUGGCUUAGCUUCAAGAGACGCAGCAGCUCCUCUGGCGGGCCGCCUUUCCGCGAGCUGCGACGUGCGCGAGGAAGCUGAAAGGGUCUUCUCGUGCGCGCUCGACGACGGGAUCCGGGGGACGACGGGCGCACAUCUGAGGCCGGGGGGCGACCGGCCGCCGGGCGAAGAAACCCGGGCGCAGCAACAAACGUCGUGUGUUCAGCGCGAGAGCGAAGCAAUCCAUGGAGGCACACAGGAAACCCAGCUCGAGCACGUCGCCCUCGGGCUCGUCAAGAAUGCGGAAGGGUUGAAAAUGAAGUCGAGAGAAGGACAGGCGCCUCAGCUCGACGAGCUCGUCGUGGAGGCCGUUCGACAGGCUGACGAAGAGCUCAGCCGACGCAUAGACAACUGCAUGCAGACGACGGCGCACAGCAAGGACCGUGAGGCGCAGCGCGCAAGGGCACGUAUCCUUGGUGUCGCGGCAGUAAAGUACGCGGAGCUGAGCACUCGACGCGAUGCUGAUUACGUCUACUCGCCUGCAAAGAUGCUCAGCCAAAAAGGCAACACGGCGCCGUAUAUUCUCUACUCGCUUGUUCGCGUCCGGGGCAUUUUGCGGCGAGCCGGUUGGGACGACGGUCCGCCUCCCGAAGUCCACGAGAGUAGGCUCCUGAUGUUCGCUAUGGCCCUGGAAGACGCGGUCGAGGCGCUGAUCCCUAGCAAGUUGACGGCCUACCUUUAUUCGCUCUGUCUUGUUUUCAACGCCUUCUACGAGAAAUGCCAAGUCACAGCGGCGGCGGACGAAGGCCUCCGAACAACGCGGCUUCUGCUCGUCUACGGAGUGCGGCGGAUUCUCGAGAAAACUCUGAACCUCCUCGGCAUCCAGGCUGUGGACACGCUGUAG